GGGUGGAGUCUGAGUAGAAGUGCUUUCAAUACCUUACCCUGACAGCUGACCUAUAAACUUACAAGAAAUACUUAAGAGAUUUUUUUUUUUCCUCAGACUGGAAGCUGUGGACCUCAUUGGAAACCCAGACGGUCCUGUUUUUUAUAUGUCAGUGGUUUUAAAACUAUGAUCCAAAAAUGACUGGGGAUCGGCGGGGGCCAAGAUGGCGGACUAGGUGGACGCUACCGCGGAUCCCUCUUGCAACAAAGACUCGGAAAAACAAGGGAAUCGAUCACAUACAUAACAAUCUACGAACUCUGAACAACAAGCACAGACUUAGAGACGGAAAACGAACAAAUACGGGCAGACAGCGACUGUUUUCAGAACUAGGAGCCAGCGCACCAGAGAACAACUUGCAAUGGAGCCCUCACCUCUUGAAUUACCAGCUGACACAAUACGACGUAUUGCGGCAGAACUCAGAUGUAGCCCCACAGACGUGCAGGUUGCUCUCCGCCUCGAUGAGGAAGAUAAGCUGAGGCACUUCAGGGAGUAUUUUUACAUCCCCAAAAAGCAAGAUCUGCCUCCAAUUGAUUUAUCUUUAGUGAAUAAGGAUGAAAAUGCCAUCUAUUUCUUGGGAAAUUCUCUUGGCCUUCAACCAAAAAUGGUUAAAACAUAUCUGGAAGAAGAACUGGAUAAGUGGGCCAAAAUUGGAGCCUAUGGUCAUGAAGUAGGGAAACGUCCUUGGAUUACAGGAGAUGAGAGUAUUACAGGUCUUAUGAUUGACAUCGUAGGAGCCAAUGAGAAAGAAAUAGUUCUAAUGAAUGGUUUAACUGUGAAUUUACAUCUUCUACUGUUAUCGUUUUUCAAGCCUACACCAAAACGGUAUAAAAUUCUUCUAGAAGCCAAAGCCUUCCCUUCAGAUCAUUACGCUAUUGAGUCACAGCUUCAACUUCAUGGACUUAAUGUUGAGAAGAGUAUGCGGAUUAUAAAGCCAAGAGAGGGGGAAGAAACCUUGAGAAUGGAGGAUAUCCUUGAUGUAAUUGAGAAGGAAGGAGACUCGAUUGCCGUAAUCCUUUUCAGUGGGGUACAUUUUUACACUGGCCAGCUGUUUAAUAUACCUGCCAUCACCAAAGCUGGACAAGCAAAGGGUUGUUUUGUUGGCUUUGAUCUAGCACAUGCUGCUGGAAAUGUCGAACUCCACUUACAUGACUGGGGAGUUGAUUUUGCCUGCUGGUGUUCCUACAAGUAUUUAAAUUCAGGAGCCGGAGGUCUUGCUGGCGCCUUUGUCCACGAAAAGCAUGCCCACACGAUAAAACCUGCGUUGGUGGGAUGGUUUGGCCAUGAACUCAACACCAGAUUUAAAAUGGAUAACAAACUUCAGUUAAUCCCCGGGGCCACUGGAUUCCGAAUUUCAAAUCCUCCCAUUUUGUUGGUCUGUUCCUUACAUGCUAGUUUAGAGAUCUUUAAGCAAGCAACUAUGCAAGCAUUGAGGAGAAAAUCUGUUUUGCUAACUGGUUAUCUGGAGUACCUGAUCAAGAAUUACCAUAACAAAGAUAAAGCAGAAAGCAAGAAACCAGUUGUGAACAUAAUUACUCCACCCCAUAUAGAAGAACGGGGCUGCCAGCUAACACUAACAUUUUCUGCUCCAAUGAAAUAUGUUUUCCAAGAACUAGAAAAAAGAGGAGUGGUUUGUGACAAGCGGGAACCAAAUGGCAUUCGAGUGGCUCCAGUUCCUCUCUACAACUCUUUCCAUGAUGUUUAUAAAUUUGUCAGUCUACUCAUUUCUGUACUUGACUCCACAGAAACCAAUAAUUAGAAGUGUUUUCUAGAACAACUUAAUCAAAUACACUGAAAGCUGCUGUAGUUAUUAUUGUUAUUAUCUAACUUUAAUUAAUGGAACUACUUCAAAAUCGAUUGCCCCUAGCUGGGGAUGAAUUGCAUACUUUACAGAAAUAUCUAACACAAUGUUUCUGAGUCUAUAGCCCUUAGGAAUCCUUAUGGCUGUCCAGUUUCCCCACCCACACUUGGGUCCUAAUCCACACUUUUCAAGGAUGUUUCUUUAUUUAAUGUUGUCACAAUAUUUUGUUUUUCUUUGUUUUUUUUUAAGGGGCUUUCUCUAGUGCAAGAGUUUAAAUAUUACUCUGUCUCCAAAGCAGUAAAAAAAUCACCCCAAGGUACUUGUGAUUAAGGUUUUAAAGAUUAGGAAAUAAGAACCUCAUCUCUCUGACUGUAUUUAUGGACCUUUCUGAUCCACUAUGACAACUGAAGUUAAAUCAGCUCUGUUGGACUUCCUUAGUUUUCAGUUGUUGAUGCCACAACCAGUAUUACUGAAUUUGCAAAGUAUUCUAUGUUUGUGUACAUGAGAAGGAAGAAAGUGAAUAUGACAUAGUUAUUGCUCCUGAUUAAACAGAUUUGAAUGAAACAAACUGACUUAGACAAACAGAUUGAUGGUAGAGUUAAAUAAAAAGAUAAGGAACUCCAACACCAACACGCACCAACAUCAGCAACUACUGACACUUAUCAAGCACUUACCACGUAUCCUGGUGGUGCAGUGGUUAAGAGCUCAGCUCUUAAUCAAAAGGUUGGCAGUUUGAAUAUACCAAUUGCUCUUUGGAAACCCUAUGGGCCAGUUCUAGUCUGUCCUAUAGGGUCACUAUGAAUCAGAAUCGACUUAAUGGCAACAGGUUUGGGUUUUUUGGUAUCAUGUACCAGGUACUAUGCUAAACUUUUUUUGUUAUCUUGUUUAAUUGAGUGGUCAUACAAUUGCUUUAGCAAAGCUUCUCACUCCAUCUUUUGAUGACACUCAUCACAAAUGGAAGCAUGCUCAGAACCUUAAACCAGGACCAUUCUUGAUUUCAGAUAGAAGGAAUCAUUUUUAAAUAAAUAAUGGUGAACAAAACAGACAUGUCUUUAGUUCUCGUAGAACAUGUAGCUUAGUGGAAGAGCAAAUAGUAAACAAGUAAAUUCCCAAGUAAAUAUACAAUUAUAAAUUAUUACUUCUGUGAAAGACGAAUAGACGAUACUAUGAGAAAAAAGAUCUGAGGGGUAUGAAUUACAUGGUUAAGUAGGAGAAAAAUACAUAGGUUUAUUUUCUAAAAUAUUUCAUACUAAUCCCAUUAAAACUGUAUGUACUAGUCAUUCCAGGAAUAAUCAGCACCACGUACUCACCAGUUAGGUUAAGAAAUAGAGCAUUUAGAAACUACUUCUGUGACAUUCCCAGACAACACCCUCUUCCCUCCUCAAAUCCAGAGAUAACCAUUUUGUGUUAAUCAUUUCGUCACUUUCUUUAAAGUUUUACAGGUUUGUAUGUAUCCAUAAAACUAUUUAAUUUUUCCUGUGUAUGAACUUUGUAGAAAUGGAAUCCUUCAUACUGUAUUUAUUCUUCAGCUUCUUUAGCUCAACAUCAUUUUUUGUUGUGAUUCAUCCAUUUGUUGUAUGCAGCUCUUCAUCACUUUCCUUGCUGCACAGGAUUCUGUUAUAUAAUUGGAGUUAAUUUACUCUUCUACUGUAGAACGUUUGGGUUGUUCUAAAUAUUUUACAAUUUCAACAAUGCUGCUAUGAAUAUUCUUGGCACACGUUUAAAAUUUUGUGUAGGACAUAUAGCUGUGAAAAUGCUGUGUCAUAGGGAACAUACAUUUCCAAGUUUACUAUGUAAUCUCGAAAUGGUUUCCAAAGUGGUUGUACCAGUUUCCACCUCAACCAAUAAAUAAGAGUUCCCCUGGUCCAAAUCCUUGCCAAUAGCAACUACUGACUUUUUUUUUUUUUUAAUUGUGGAAAGCUGGAAGGUAUAAAAUGGCAUUUCAUUGUAAGUAUAUUUUUUAUUUCCUUAAUUAAUAAAAAAAAGUUGAGAGAUGAUUCAUAAAUUUUGGGGGCCUUUGUGUUCCUUAUUCUGUGAAAUGCCUGUUGAUACUGUUUGUCCAUUUUCUAUUCAGUUCUUUGACUUCUUCUCAUUGAUUCAAAGGCUUUAAAGAUAAUGUUGAAAUUUAUAUUUAUUCCAUAUAUUUUCUCCCAGUUUAUAACUUGUAUUUUGUGUAUUUGUGUGUGUGUGUGUGUGUGUAUAGGCUUUUGAUGAAUGUAGCAGCUAGUAAGGGCUGCCAUCGACUCAGCUCCCAGCUCAUGAUGACCCAGUGCACAACAAAAUCAGAUCUUUAUUUAUCCAUAGGGUUAUCACUGGCUGAUUUGGGGGAAAUAGAUUGCCAGGCCUUUCUUCCUACUCUGUGUUAGUCUAGAAGCUCCAUAGAAGCCUGUUCAGGACCAUAGCAACACGUGAGCUUCCACUGACAGACAGGUGUUUGAUGAGCAUGAGAUGACUUCGCUGGGAACUGAACUUGGGUCACUCGCAUGUUAGCUGAGAAUUAUACCACUGAACCACCGCUACCUCCUCCUUUGAUGACCCGAAGUUCAUAAUUUUAAACUAAUCAAGUGUAUCAACAUAUGACAAUGUUUGUGUUUUUUUAGUUUUUAUUCAAAUAGUUUACCUAUCCUAAAUAGGAAAGAUACCAGAAAGCUGUUUACCUGUGUUUUAUUGACUAUUCAAAGGCAUUCAACUGUGUGGAUCAUAACAAACUAUUGAUAACUUUGUGAAAACUGAAAAUUCCAGACAUUUAAUUGUGUUCAUAAGGAAUCUGUACAUAGACCAAGAAGCAGUCAUCUGAACAGAGCAAGGGGAUACUGCAUGGUUUAAAAUCAGAAAAGGUAUGUGUCACGAUUGUAUUCUUUCACCAUAUAUAUUCAAUAUGUAUAUUGAGCAAAUAAUCCUAGAAGCUGGACUAUAUGAAGAAGAACAUGGCAUCAGGGUUGGAGGAAGACACAUCAACAACCUGAAAAAUGCAGAUGACACAACCUUGCUUGUUGAAAGCAAAGAGAACUUGAAGCACUUACUGAUGAAGAUCAAAGACUACAGCCUUCAGUAUGGAUUACACUUCAAUGUAAAGAAAAUGAAAAUCCCCAUGACUGGACCAAUAAGCAACAUCACGAUAAAUGGAGAAAAUACUGAAGCUGUCAAGGAUUUCAUUUUACUUGGAUCCACAAUCAACGCUCAUGGAAGCAGCAGUCAAGAGAUCAAAGGAUGUAUUGCAUUAGGCAAAUAUGCUGCAAAAAAACUCUUUAAAGUGUUAAAAAUCAAAGAUGUCACUUGGAGGACUAAGCUGUGCCUGACCCAAGCCAUGGUAUUUUCAAUCGCCUCAUAUGCAUGUGAAAGCUGGACAAUGAAUAAGGAAGACUGAAAAAGAAUUGGUGCUUUUGAAUCAUAGCGUUGGCGAAGAAUAUUGCCUAUACCAUGAACUGCCAUAAGAACGAACAAAUCUGUUUUGGAAGAAGUACAGAAAGAAGUGAUGAUGGUGCGACUUUGUCUCAGGUUCUUUGGGCAUGUUGUCAGCAGGGCCCAGUCCCUGGAGAAGGACAUCAUGCUUAGUAGAGGGUCCGAAAAAAGAGGAAGGCCCUCAUUGACACAGUGGCUGCAACAAUGGGAUCAAACAUAGCAACAGUUAUGAGGAUGUUGCAGGACCAGGCAGUAUUUCAUUCUGCUAUACAUAGCGUCGCUAUGAGUCAGAACCUACUCAACGGCACUGAACAACAACAACAUCUUAAAUAUAAAAAAAAUAGUCUUUUCUAUUAUAAAUUUUUAUGACUGCUGUAUAGGAGAGUUAUAAAUCAUAUUUAAUUUUUAUAAACUUAUAAAUAUAUAUUUAUAAAUAUAUAAAUACUUCAUUUUUUCCAUGUGGAUAAUUUUAUUUUUUUAUGCUCCGUAAUGCUUGCUUUGUUGUAAGUCAAGUUUCUAUAGAUAUGUGAGUUUCCUUAUGGGCUAUCUGUACUUAGUCAUUGGCCCAUCUGUCUAUUUUUGCAUCAAUACCACAUUGCCUUAAUUACAAUAAUAUAAUAGGGCCUGGCAUCUGCUAGAUUACAUGCCUCAACUUUUUUUUUUUAAGGAUUUCCUUGGUUCUCAUGGGUUCAUUUAUUUUUCCUUAUACAUUUUUUAAUACAUGUUAUUAUUCCUGAAAAAUGAUUUCACUUAGUAUAAAGUUCUAUGUUGACAGUCCUUUUCUCUAAGGAUAUAGGAAAUAUUUCUUUUUGGCUGCCAUUAUUGCUAUUAAGCAUUUAGACAUUCCUUUCUUAAAAAAAAAAAAAAAUUUUUUUUUUUUUCCUUAGGUUGCUUCUAAGAUCUCAUUGUCUUUAAUGAUCUGUAGUUUUAUUAUGUGUGUAGGUGGUUUUUUUUUUUUAGGUGGUUAUUAUAUUUGUUAUAUUUGUGAUGUGCUGUGCUCCCAAGUUCUGAAGAUUAUUUUUUUUUUUACUUCUGGAAAAUUCUAAGACAUUAUUUCUUCAAAUAUUACCUCUUCUUCAUUGUCUACUUUUGGAACUUCAGUAAGAGGCACGAACACUUUUUCACUCUCCAUCCUUAUCUCUAGCCUUUUAUUUUCUAUUUUUCUAUUUAAUUUCCAUACUGUUCUUGAUUAUUUCUUCAGAUCUACUUUCCUAGUUUAUUAAUUCACCCUUCAGUUGUUUUAACUAUCCAUUUUUUUAUUAAUUCAUUAUAUUUUUCAAUUUCUAGAAGUAUUUUUUUUUUCCUCCGUAAUUUACUUGGACAUUCUUGAUCUUUUGAACCUGCUUAUGUUUUCAGUCAUUUGUAAUAGACACUCUGAUUCCCCAUGAGCAUCCCCUUCACCAGGUGCUGAGAGUUUUGGUGCUAACAGACCAUAGGCACAUCUUUUUUUUCUGGAGGAAACCCACAAACUAUGACUGAUUGAGAGAAUAAAAAAAAAAAUCCUUUGUAUCAAGCAGAGAAGGAGGGGUACUUUACAAUGCACUUUAUGUUUCAGAGACCAUUCUAAUCUGUUGAUUAAGCCGAGACUAGAAUUUAACCUGAGACCGUACCCUUGUUUAGCUCUUACUUCUUUCAUAUCCUCCUGUACUACCUCCUUAACUUUGUUUGCGCUUGCGUGCGUGUGUGCGUGCGUGUGUGCUUGUGUGCGUGUUUUCCCUCUGAGAAGCAGCCCUCGAUAAAACAUACUCGACAAAAUUCCCAUCUCAAGCUCUUCUUCUAGGGAACAGAAUCUAAGACAGGUUUUCCUUUAAAAAUAAUAAAUAUUUUACCUUCUGUUAUCUAUGAAGACUUUAUAGUUUGGCUUCUUUUGGUUUUCUCACAUAAUGCCUUGUUUCCUUAUGUGCAUUGUUAUUGUUAACCUAGAACUGUUUAUUUAAAUUUCAAUUUGUAUGGAAGGCUGGGUUAAAGUUGAGUUUUUCCAAAGAGAAUUCAAGUCUGCUUCCAACAGUUGCCCAAGGCCACUCCUGAUAUAAAAACACUUCAAAUUUUUGGUUCCAGCUUACUCAGACCACAUGAAUAGGAUGAAGUUGGAUACAUUAGUCCAUGUGAGGGCCAGUUUGUCAUUACAAAUCUCAGAAUAUAAUCAUUUGUCUUGAUGACCCUUAUAUAUCUUUUUGGGGACCAACAUUAAGGAGGACUCACCUUUUAGCUUGUUUACCUUGCAUUAGACCUGUUAGGUGGCUGAUUCAGCUAUUGACACUGAAUCUUAAUAUCCCUCAGAUUUGGAAGAAACUCUUGUGAUAAAUGCCAGCUUUGAUCCUUGUUUGCUUCCCAGAUUCCUGCCUUCAUUUCGUUUUGGUAUUCUGAGAAUUCUUUACUUUCAUGCCAUCUUGCUUUUAAAGUUUUUUUUUUUUUUUUAGUCUAGCAUUUGUAAUUGGGAGAGUAAUUCAUGGAAUCUAAUCUCCCACAACAUGCCAAACUAUCAAGAAAUGUUUAAUGACUGAAAACUUCCUGUUUUCGUAAGUAGAAUAUGUGAUCAAUAAAUUAGACUUUCUUAAAAAACUCAUGCACAUCUAUAUAAAUACCACUGUUUUUAUAGUGAUGCCCUUAGGAGCUAUUGUAAUAUAAGGUUGUUUGUGGAACCCCACAUUAUGCAUAUUUUAUGCUGCUGAAUUUAUGCAAAACUAACUGGAGAAGAGGCUGGAAAUUAAGUUGAUAACUUCAUUUCAAAUUAAAAAUUUAAAUUUUUUACAGAUACUUUCUGCUGAAGAACUUCCUACUUAUUUGAAUUCAAAACCAUAUGGGUUUACCUACAAAUUGUUUCAUGACUUUGUUCCACAUGGCUGAUAUUUUGGUUCUCUUGGUGUGCCCCUCAGCACUUAGCACUGUGCUGAACCUAUAGACAGCCCUUAGCAAGCAGGUAAUUAAUGGGAAAUGGGCAGGCUUGACAAUCACAUCUGUUCUACUAAUCAUCUCAUCUUUGCCCCAAAAGGAAGCUAAUAGAAAAUCCUUUAUGGUUGAAUCUGAUUCAAACCUGAGCACACUACAAUAUGCCAGAAAUGUCUGAGAUAUUUAAAAUAGCUAGCUUAAGUAGAUACAAGUUUUCCAAGGUAGGAAUUCAAUUGUAUUCUGUUAUCCAGGUUGGAGACCGUUCUACAAUUUUCAGAAUUGAGGGCAUCGAAUGUACUGAUUAUGUCAAGUUUACUAUCACAUUGCAGCCUUCUUUACCUUAUAAAGAAGCCCUGGUGCCACAGUGGUUAAAGUGAUCAACUGUUAGCCAAAAGGUAGAUGGUUCAAACCCACCAGCCACUCUGUGGAAGAAAGAUGCGGCAGUCUGCUUCCACAGAGAUUUACAGCCUUAGAAACUCUAUGGGGUUGCUAUGAGUCAGAAUCGACUCGAUGGCAGUGGGUUUGGUUUGGGGGUUACCUUAUAAGGACCCCAAAGACCCUCUCCCAUUGCCCCAUCCAGGACCAAAGUUCAUAGUGACUUAAUUGUCCUAAAUCAAAUGAGAGAAAUGCAGUCAACCUCUUGCCACCAAGACCCUUUCACUCUCUCACAAAAGACAAGCAAGCUAACUUUGGGUUUCUUGGCUUCAAUUGAAACUUCAAUCUCGUAUACUCACAAUAUUCCUUUAGGUGAAAAGAACUGCGUUUUUGUGCCAAUAUUUACUAAGCAGAGGUCUUAAUUUUCUCUUUCCCAGUGUGUGGGAGCUUCACUUCACACAGCUCUCCCUCCAUUCUAUUGUGUUAAAACAGCAAGCUUGUCAAGAAUGGAGACAUUGUGGUGAUAUAUGCAGACACUAUGGGAGGGAGACAUUUUCUCUAUGGGUUAAAGCAAGUAGUUGGAUCAAAGUCAGGAUGUAGAUGCUACAGCUGGUCUGGGAAAAUGGCAAUUAGAAGGGAAAAAAGAACAGAAAGAGAGAAUCACAGACAGUCUUUUUUUAGGUGGCAGCAACAGAACCAGACUGCUUGAAACUGGUAACUGGCUCCAAAUGUCACCUUUUUUCACUGAAUUCUGAAUAAUAUUGCCAUUUUAUAACUGUUAUUGUGUUGUAUUGGUGGCCAUAUUAGUUCACAACGAAAUGGUUACAUUUUUAUACAUUAUAAAAAAAAUACAUUAUAGAUGCUAUUUAUGUCUUAGAUUUCUUUCUCUCAACAAAAUUUCAGAGGAUUGAAGAAAGGCAUGUUAAAGCUUAGGGAACACUUCCUUCCAAUGACUUUCAGGCCAGACGAAGCUGGUACAUUCAUUGCCAUCAAUUUCAGCACUUUUACCUGGUUUAACACCCCAGUGCCUGUCCAAUUACCUGUCUUUUGGAAAAUCUCAACUUUUCAACAUGAUCUAAAUGUAUAGCGGUGUCAGAGAGAAUAGAAAUAUAAUAAAGCAAUAAGAAAAAUAAACAUUUUAGUAUUUUCUCUGGUAGGUUUGGUAACUGACAAUCACUUUUCCAAAAAAAAAGUUAUAAAAUUACUAUAUGAUAAUCCAUGUUUUCAGGUAAUGCUCAUCUUCUACCUCACAAAAAAUUAUAAUAAAGGAAUAUAAGUAACAAACACAUUAAAACCACAAAGAAAUGAUGGGGACAAUAGCAUGGGAGAUGCUGUAAAGUGGAGGGAAAUAAUGUAGCUGGUGGAGAAAGCCGAAACAUAAUUACCUGUAUGACAGGGGAAUGGUAUCAAAGGAUAGUAAUAGGAUUCAUGAGCCCCUGGGUGCUGUAAAUGGUUCACAUAUUCUGUUGCUAACUGAAAGGUUGGAGGUUGGAGUUUGUCCAGUGAUACCUCAGAAGAAAGGCCUGGAGAUCUACUGAAAAAUCAGCCAUUAAAAAUUCUAUGGAGCACUGUUCUACUCUGACACACAUCCAGUCACCAUGAGUUGGAGUCAACUGGAUGACAACUUGUUUGAUAAUACCAUUCAAGAAAAGGAACCAUUGGAAUGUUAGGUAUUAGGGGUACCACCUAACUGUGAAGGCCAGGAUAAGGGUGGAACUGAAUUAAAAAAAAAAAAAAACUUUAUUAUUUUUUUUAUUUUUUUUAGGUAGUUGAAAAUCUGUAAAACUAGCAAUCAGCCUCCCAGAUCCCUUCCUGCAGCCCGUGCAACCAUAACACUGUAUCUUACCCACACCCACAACAGCAGGAGUUUACUUUCUAGAGAACUUGGAGGAGUGUAGCUCUGGGCAUGAAACAUGAAGAUAGCUGAGGAGCAGGAUGAGGCAUUUGAUGGAACACAGGGUGACUCAAUGACUAUUUGCAUUCUAAUUGGUGAAAGUUUCAAAUUCCUUCCACCACAUGGCUUCCAAGAGCACACCGCCAGGCUCAUAACCAUCACACCAGGGAUAUGUUUGUUGAUUUCUCUGUGGGGAAAAAAUGUUCAGUUCAAAUAUUAAGAGUUUCAAAUCCUUACAAGGGUCUCAUUGUGGUAUAAAGAUGCCCAACAAUCAAGAAGUCCCGUUUGUGCACAGAAUGAGUUUUAGAGUUUCAACUUCUAAAAAUGAAAGAACACAGAGUAAUGCUAGACAUUUGAUAACAACAUUUAACAUGCAGAACGGAGUCCAAAAGACACAACUUAGUGGAAACAGCAUGGAAAGAGGAGAAAAAGAAAAAAGCUAUCAUAAAUACCUUCAGAGAGACAAGAAAAGUAACACAGAACAAAGAAACUAUGCUUUCAAACAAAGUCUUGGAAAUUAAAACUACUAGGAAUAAAAAUUCAAAGGGCAUACUGGAAUACAAAAUUAUGGGACUAUUUUGAAAUUAGAACAAAAGUGAUAAAACAAAUAGAAGAUUAUAAAGGAAGUCAACAAGUCUACUAGCAGUUACAGAAUAAGAGCAGAUUAAAUUUUUAAAAAAUUAUCAAAAAAUGAAAGAAGAAUUUUUCCUAAAAUUGUAGACUAUGUUUCCAAAUUAAAAAGGCCCAAUGGGUGCUUAACAUUUUUUCUGUGGGUAAUAAUUUUUUUUUUUUUAUUUAUUUCAAUCACAUCUUGGGAAAAAUGUAAAACACUGGAAUAAAAAAAAAAAUUCUAAAAUCUUUUAGCAAAAACAAAACAAAAAAAAGCCCAUUCAAAACAUAAGCAAUCAGGAUGGUAAAGGAAUGCUCAACAACAUAUCUGGAAGGUGAUGAUACAAGAAUGCUUUUGAAAUUCAGAUAGAAAAUGAUUUUCAAUUUAUAAUCCUAUGACAAGCCAAAAUAUCAAUAAAGGUGGAAGUAGAAUAAAGUAUUUUCAGUUGUGUAAGGCUUCAGAAUUCUUUCCCGUUUACUGGAAGGGAGCUACUGGAAGACAUACACACACACACACACACACACACACACACACACACACAAGAAAUUAAUCCAAAAAAAUAGGAAUAUAUUUGAACCAAGAACAAGGGACUCAAAACAAGAGAGAGAUAAGGGAUAUUUCCAGAAAGAGGAUGCAGGAAAGUCUGGUGACAGAGUCGCUCAGCCUUAGAGAGGAACCUCACCAGAGCAGAGCAGAUGUUCGGUGGAUUUGGAAAUGUCUCUCCCUCUCCGUCCCUGUGUCUCUUUCUCUCUCUCACAUACACACAACACAAUACCUAAUGCCUGAUAUAUUUGACCAUCAUGAGAAGAGUUCCAAGUUCUGUUAGAACUAAUUUGAGGAUCCAAAUUAAUAGAAACAGGAAAAAUUGGACAAAUAUAAAAAAAGGCAAUUAUUCACUUUAGGGAAAAUAUGUUUGUAUAAUAAAAGACACCUUAUCAUAUCGGACUAUACUAUGUGGUAUAGAAGGUAUGCCCACUAUUUCUCAAUUUAAUAUUUAAAAAUCCUAAAUUUUCCUACUCUUUUGUUAUAUAUUCAGCGCUAGCUGUGAACAAUAUUUAUGUAGCUAUAAACUUGCAAACAAUGAAUACUGAUUUAAUCAAAAGCCGUGGUUUCUCUACCUGUGGAGGAUGAAUGGGGAGAAAGUGUAUGGGUGUGUAUUUAUGGGUCAUGGGGCAGAGGAGAGCUAUGACACUGUAGUUAAGUCCUCAGUAUCCACAGUCAGAAAAAUAAUAUUGCAAAUUUGAAAAUAAGGAAAUCACAGCAAACUCAUAUGAUUUAAAAAUAUGGAGCUAAAUAUAAGUAGAAAUAGCUAAAAUAAUUAAAAGCAGUUGCCUCUAGGUUCGCAGGAAUUAGAGGUUGGUGUGGAGGGUCAGAGGACUAUUAAUUUGGACAUAAGACUUGUUACAUGCAAAGAGGUGCACUGCAGGGAUUAAGUUCACAGAUUUUGAAACCAAAACUCCAGUGUUCAAGCCCUGGCUCCACAAUUUACUAGUCGGGAAACCUUAUAAUUUAAAUACUUGGAGACCUUGGUGGUGUAGUGGUUAAAAGCUAUGACUGCUAACCAAAAGGUCGACAAUUUGAAUCCACCAGGAACUUCGUGGAAACUCUGUGGGUCAGUUUUACCCUGUCCUGUAGGGCCGCUAUGAGUGGAAAUCGACUCAACAGCAACAGGGUUUUAUUUUUUAUUUGUUAUGCCUUUAUUUGGGCCCUGGGGCAGUGGUUAAGCAUUUGGCUGCUAAUCAAAAGGUGGGUGGUUGAAUCCACCAGCCACUCCGUGGAAACCCUAUGGGGCAAUUCUACUCUGUCCUAUAGGGUCGCUAUGAGUCAAAAUCCACUGGAUGGCCAUGGAUUUGGUUGGUUUAGGCCUUUAUUUCCCUGUUUAUAAAACUGGAGAAUAAUAGUACUUCUUCAUAGGAUUGCCUUACUGAUUGAGUGAGUUAAUGCAUGAAAUCAUUUAAAUUAUUUAUGGCACAGAUUACUAGGAUUAGCGGUACUAUGUAACUUAACUGCUUACAUAAAUUACUUUGAUAAAAAAAAAAAAAAUGAAGACAGAAGCUUGGCCCAUUGUGUGCUACAUGGAAAGUGGUCAAAAACUAGAAAAAAUCAUAUUUAAAAACUAAAAAUUGAUGAAUAUUCAAUAAUAAAAUCAGUCCAUUUUAAAAUGUUCAAAGUGUGUUUUUUAAUGUCUGAAAUCUAUAAACAAGAACAUUUCAUUAAUUAUGUUUAACUAUGAAAAAGUAAUUUGCUUCCAUUGUAACUAUCAGUAUGUGAACAUCUUGCCUAAGAUGUGAAUUAAAAGAGGCUUCUAGAAAAUCAGAACUUCAUUUGCUGAAAGGAAUGAAGAUGGUAAAAUUAAACUAAUAAUUAAUAUUUGCCAGAAGGUUAAUUAAUAAUGAAAAUAAUAUUUCUGUCCUGCUGAACAUUAGUCCUGCAUCUGCUUUAGAGAUACUUAUAGGUUGGCAGGUAUGCCCUCUAUUUCUAAACUUAAUAUUAAAAAAUCUAAGUUCUUGAUAUACUUUAACAUGUAUCUCUACUAUUUCACAAAAAUUGAAUGUAAAAUUUCAUCACAACUGAUACUGAAUGUAUUUGCUUCUUGAUAGAGAUUAAGGACACGAAGUUUUCCAAAUAUCGACUGUGUUUAAAGAGACGUUGUGAAGCGGGGAAGGAAUUUGGGGAAUGUUUUGAUUUUGGUGGUUUUAUUAAUUGUAACAUGCAGUAAACCAUGUAUUUGUUUUUAUUUAUAUUUUCAACUACGAUGUAAAUAAGAACACCUCCAGAUAUUCUUUUUGGCAGGCACAAAAGCUGUUUAUUCAACAGAUGAUAUAGACAAUAAUGCAUGGUUCAUAAUUAGUGAGAAAGCUGUAGCUUAUGAAGUUCUGAUGGCAUUCAAACAGUUUGUGUGUAACUAAACUAAGGCUGUUAGGGGAUGGCAGCUUAAGACAUUUUGAACAUGUGGACAAAAAAAAUUGAAUUUUUAUUAUUGUAAAUGAAAAAGGGAGAUUUCUGGGAAAGCUAGACAAGCAUACUGUCAUCUAGGCUUGAGUGAGUUCAGAAGGAACGCUGUCAUAUAAAUAGAAACCUGCUUUUCCAAGUAUAAAGUCCCUGGGUGAUGCACACGGUUAAAGCUCUUGGCUGCUAACUGAAAGGUUGGAGGUUCGAACACAGUUCUACUCUGCCACAGGGCUGCCAUGAGUCAGGAUCGUCUUGACGGUACAACUGGUUUGGUUUUUGGUAUCCGUAUAUUGAACAAAUCUUUGCCUCAACUCUCAUGCACAACGUGAGGGACAAGUAUAUCUAUAUGGUACAAGCAAUGUGUAAAGAGCAUUGUUGGGUACACACUAUUAUGUUCAAUUUGAUUGAUAAUUAGUAUGCUCAGUUCAUUUGGUAAUUGAUAUGGUUUGCCUAAAACUUAGGCCAGUUCUCCAUACAUAUAAAAUAAUGACUACACAUUUCUUCCAACUUUGAAUGUUUUAACUACCAUGUUGGGUUGUCCUUUGAUUGUCAAUCCAAAUGAUCACUAAUCCAAUUGAGUAGAAAUAUAAAACCAAUCACACCCUGGAUUUUAAUUUUGUCAAGUUACACUAUCAUAAUUUCAAGAACUAGGUUUAUACUUCAUAGCUGAUGGGAUUUUCCUAGACUAACAUGUAAAGAAAGUUUACAACAUGGAGUAGGCUCUGCUACAAAUGAAAAAAAGCUCUAUUUGACUGAUUUAAAUCUUAUAUGGUAAUUUAUAUUUUAAUGAAUAUUUGAUGGAAUUUAGAAUCAUAUAUAGCCAAAUAUAUUGCCAUCUUUCAUGUUUCCAAAUAGUAAAGAAUAAAAUGUUUUAUAAUUACCAUCAUUAGAUUGGGUUGUCAUUCAAUUUCCGUUAGACAUGAAAAUAUAAUUAAAAAUAGCAUUUGUUAAGAAUUUACAAUAUACAAGACACACUGCCAGGUGCUUUACAUAAAUUAUCACAUACAGUCUCCAGGCCAGUGUUAUGAGGUUAUCCCUGUCCUCAUUUUAUUUAUAAAGAAAUAGAGGCUCUGAGAUAUGAAGUAAAUAAUCUAAUGCCAUAUUCCCUUUAACAUACAUAAUCUGAAGAAGAGAAAUAUCUGAUGAAAAUGUACAGCAUCAUGUAGAUAAUGUAGACCUAGUGUGUUUUAUUCUGAGCAUCAGAAGCUUAGGAAAAAAAUUACAAUGAAACAUACAUAUCUUUACAAGACUAAGUGCACUCUGGACAUUUUCAUUACAAUACACUUUAUAAAAAAAGAUGAAGCUAAAGCAUUUGUGCAUAUAUGUGUAUGUGAUGUUUAAAAAAGAAUUUACCCGAAAGACAAAGACUAAUCUAGUUAUCACUACUGGACAUAUGACAACAUUUAAAGACAUUAAUAGUCAGGAAAUUUUGAGUGCCAGGAAACUGUAUUCAAAGAAAACAACUGUUUUCAUAGUUCUCUGACUCCCAAUCCAUAUUUUAAAGGAAUUUAUGUUAUUUACAGUUUAGAAAUAUAUUUCAAAAUUACAUUCAUAGUUUCCUUACAAGAAAGAAAAUAAUAAGGAAGGAAAGAAGGAAGAAUUAACUAGUAAGACUGAGAAAGUAAAUUGUUGCUUUCCUUUGGAAGUGUUUCCCAUAGAAAAAUUUUUAACUCAUUUUAUUUUUAAUUUUCAGGAAUUUAAAAGAAAAACACAUUUUAAUAUAGAAGCUUACAUAUAGUUGAAAAAUAUCUACUAGUUAAAUAAAAGACAGAAAGACACACUGGGUCACUUAAAAAAUUGGGUAUUACAUUGAGAUCAAUUUUAUCACAAAAUCUAAACUCCCUUUUGCAGAAAAUUAUCCAUGCUCUUUAUACUCCCUGAAAUAAUCCAAUGUAUGCACCGAGUACCUGAGGUGUGUAAUAUAAUAUUUCUGCUGCUUGCACAAUUACAAAGGAAACAGUGUUGGCGUGGUAUCGAUUACCUCCAUCAGAGGAACCCCAGUAAGGAGAGGACGCGAGGAGAAUUAGACCCAGAAUGUCAACUCACUCCAUUCCCAGUAGGUGUUGAAGCCUCCAAAGAAGGCAUGACUCAUGGGUACUGGGUAGAACAGCAUUUACUCACAGAAAAUAGAGGCACAUUAAGAUCAACUUCAAUAGUGGUGUUGGUUCCUUGUGGCCUACAGGUUUCGCUUGGCAGCCAAUUCCGAGUGGAGGACUGUACGCACUCCUUUUGUGCUGCAGGCAAAGGACCCCGUUUCCUCCCGCUGAGAACAGAUAUAGCAGUAAGAUUGGUCAGGUGCCAUGUGAUGCCCACAUAUAAGCAGAACAAAGAAGUACGUGUUAGGCCUGUAACAGGGAGAUAUUCCCAAACAAGGCAGAACACCCAGUUCAAACUGUUCUCUCCCUGUAAUAAGAUGUUUCAGGCUUGAGGUCCUGAUGAGACAGCCCAAAGGAGGGGCAUAGAGUCUCAGAUGACUGCUUUCCCAACCAAGAGCUUACUUCAACUAAAUACUUGAAGAACCUUAUUCUACUUCAUCUAGUAAUAGUCCUUAAAUAUAAAGUGAGCCUGAAGACUACCUUAUGUACUAAGAAUGGAAAAAUAAACAUUUUUUGAACACUUAAAUAGGUGUAUACUUCAAAUUAUACAAUAUUACAAUAAUAUUGAGAAAAACAAUAUAUAUAAACCAGUUUGAUCAUAAUAAAAUAGGCAACUCCUAAAAGUGGAAUGAAUUAUCCACUUCCAGGCAAAUGAAGUAAUGAAUUGAACCGACUUAAAAGAAAAUAUGGCAAUAUAUACUGAACAAUGGUUCUCAGACUUUGGACUACAAGCACCACAGAACUGUGCUUCCUGAAAAAAAAAAGGAAAGAAAACAAAGUGACCCUGGUGACUUUACUGGCUUAUAGGCUGAAGACUGUUACCGGGAUGCAACACAGGAAAGACAAACUCUAAAAGCCUACCUAUAAGUCUCAUUGAGUUGAAGAGACUGAGAUUGUUAAAAACUCUUAGCAAUCCACCUCUCAAAUCAGGAAUAAGGCAAGGGUAUCUGUUCUCCCCACUCUUAUUCAACAUAGUACUUGGAGUUCUAACAAGUACAAUAAGGCAAGAAAAAUAAGUAAAAGAUAUACAUAUUAGAAAGGAAGACAUGUAACUGCCCCUAUUUGCAGAUUCCCUCAUAUGUCUGUCAGUUUAUUGCACUGCGGGGGCUUCAGUGUUGCUGUGAUACUGAAAGUUAUGGCACCGGUAUUCAAAUACCAGCAGGGUCACCCAUGGCGGACAGGUUUCAGCUGAGCUUCCAAACUAAGACAGACUAGGAAGAAGGUCUACUUCUGAAAAGAAUUGGCCAGUGAAAAGCUUAUGUGUAGCAGCUAAACAUUGUCUGAUAUAGUGCAGGAAGAUGAGCCCCCAGGUUGGAAGGCACUUACUGGGGAAGAGCUGCCUCCUCAAAGUAGAGUCGACCUUAGUACAUGGUUGGAGUCAAGCUUUUGGGACCUUCAUUUGCUGAUGUGACAUGACUCAAAAUGAGAAGAAACAGCUAAAAACAUCCAUUAAUAAUUGGAAUGUGAAAUGUACAAAGUAUGAAUCUAGGAAAAUUGGAACUCAUCAAAAAUGAAAUAGAGCACAUAAACAUCAAUAUCCUAGGCAUUAGUGAGCUGAAAUGGACUGGUAUUGGCCAUUUUGAAUUGGACAAUCAUAUAGUGUAGUACUCUGGGAAUGACAACUUAAAGAGGAAUGGUGUUGCAUUCAUCAGCAAAAAAAAAAAAAAAAAAAACUUCAAGAUUUAUCCUGAA
Messenger RNA from Loxodonta africana (African savanna elephant), 17747 nucleotides. RefSeq names its product kynureninase (gene KYNU). Gene Ontology annotation, biological process: NAD+ biosynthetic process. Lineage: Eukaryota; Metazoa; Chordata; Mammalia; Proboscidea; Elephantidae. The record is from RefSeq and is a predicted model, not a curated record. The transcript is spliced from 15 exons. Gene Ontology annotation, cellular component: cytoplasm. Gene Ontology annotation, molecular function: pyridoxal phosphate binding; kynureninase activity. Bases 398 to 1795 code for a protein of 465 amino acids.